Molecule: messenger RNA, 3132 nt
Organism: Mustela erminea (ermine)
Lineage: Eukaryota; Metazoa; Chordata; Mammalia; Carnivora; Mustelidae
Gene: IKZF5
Product: IKAROS family zinc finger 5
Biological process (GO): regulation of transcription by RNA polymerase II
Molecular function (GO): RNA polymerase II cis-regulatory region sequence-specific DNA binding; DNA-binding transcription factor activity
Source: RefSeq, a predicted model, not a curated record
AUGGGUGCUGCAGACCAAGCCGCUGUGCCAAGCCCAAUAAGUCCCUGCUCAGUGCCUCGGGGCCCAGCGGCAGCUCUUUGGGGCGGAGCCAGGGCCUCGUCUCCCCCGCCCCCAGCACUCCUAUCUGGCCCCGCCCCCUCGCGCCUACGGAACUCCAAGAGAGACAUACAGGUCCCCUCUUCGCCUUUGCCCUGCGCACUGUUCACGCGAGACUUGGACAGGGCAGUGGGGCGGGAAGAGAAUCGGAGACACAACAAACAUGGCGGCGGCAGCGGCUGCGACGGUGACGAAGACAGCGGCGGCGGCGGCGGCGGUGGCGACGGCAGCGGCGUUAAACAAGGCAGUGGGAGUUACUCGGUGCUGUGGUCAGGUGGCAUAACAAAUUGUAAACUUCGAAAGAAAAAAGAAGAAAAGGAUAAAGCAAAGAUGGGUGAAAAGAAACCAGAGCCUUUGGACUUCGUGAAAGAUUUCCAGGAAUAUCUGACUCAGCAGACUCAUCAUGUGAACAUGAUUUCUGGCUCAGUUAGUGGGGACAAAGAAGCAGAGGCUCUUCAGGGAGCUGGAACAGAUGGUGAUCAAAAUGGACUUGAUCACCCAUCUGUUGAAGUUUCCCUGGAUGAAAACUCAGGAAUGUUAGUAGACGGGUUUGAAAGGACCUUUGAUGGAAAGCUCAAGUGUCGGUACUGCAACUAUGCCAGCAAAGGAACAGCCCGGCUUAUCGAACAUAUUAGAAUCCAUACAGGUGAGAAACCUCAUAGAUGUCACUUAUGUCCGUUCGCAUCUGCUUACGAGCGUCAUCUGGAAGCCCACAUGCGUUCCCAUACAGGAGAAAAACCAUACAAAUGUGAACUAUGUUCCUUCCGCUGCAGUGAUCGAAGUAACCUGUCCCAUCACCGAAGGCGCAAGCAUAAAAUGGUACCAAUUAAAGGUGCUAGGUCUUCCUUAAGCAGCAAGAAAAUGUGGGGAGUUUUACAGAAGAAAACAAGCAAUCUGGGCUAUAGCAGAAGAGCAUUAAUCAACUUAAGUCCACCUUCCAUGGUGGUUCAGAAGCCAGACUACCUUAACGAUUUUACCCAUGAAAUCCCAAAUAUCCAGACUGACUCCUAUGAAAGUAUGGCAAAAACCACAUCAGCUGGUGGCCUACCAAGGGACCCCCAAGAACUCAUGGUUGACAACCCUUUAAAUCAGCUCUCAACUCUGGCAGGACAGUUGUCUAGUUUGCCACCGGAAAACCAAAACCCUGCGUCUCCUGACGUAGUUCCCUGCCCCGAUGAGAAGCCUUUCCUGAUGCAGCAGCCCUCUGCCCAAGCAGUGGUUGCUGCCGUGUCAGCAAGUAUCCCUCAGAGCUCCUCUCCCACAAGCCCUGAACCUCGGCCGUCACAUAGUCAGAGGAACUACAGUCCAGUGGCGGGACCGAGCAGUGAACCAAGUGCCCACACGAGUACCCCCAGCAUAGGAAACAGCCAGCCGAGCACUCCAGCUCCGACCCUGCCGGUCCAGGACCCGCAGCUUCUGCACCACUGCCAGCACUGUGAUAUGUACUUUGCCGACAAUAUCCUUUACACUAUUCAUAUGGGAUGUCAUGGGUAUGAAAAUCCUUUUCAGUGUAACAUAUGUGGUUGCAAAUGUAAAAACAAGUAUGAUUUUGCCUGUCAUUUUGCAAGGGGACAGCAUAACCAACACUGAUUGAAACUAAUCACAUUAUGCUUUACUUGGUUUUACCAUUUUGUGUUUUAUAGUUUUGUUUGUUGGUUUUUUUUUCGGGGGGGGUCGUUCUAAUAAGGUGUCUGCUAAUUUAAAUCUAUAUAUUUAUAGAAAAGUUGGACAGUGGAAACAAAAUUUUUUUUUUCUAUAAAUACCUGGUCAGGCUCAUUUAUGUAUUAGAGCAGUGAGACACGCCGGAGUCUGUUUUCUUCUUCUCACUUAGAUGGUUGAGAACUGGAGUGCAGUCGUAACCCUAACAGGUAUCAUUUAAAUUCCCCAUGCUUGCGGUCUGUAAACACUUCUGAGCUUACUGAUACUUGGUAUUCAACAUACACAUCAAAGCUAGAUAUUAUUUCCGCCAUAUUUCAACAUGGUAGAAUUACCGUCUCUUAACAAAGUCUGUUAUGAACAGUUGAUUGCAGUGUUUGGUAGAGGAAUUGCCCUUAACCUCGUUCUGUCAACGUGCUGUUUUGUUCACAUUGCGGAAUGUUCGCAGUACAUUCCUUUCACCUGAUGAUCACAGAGCUAGUCAGGGUAGCAGAUCCUUUUUUUUUUUUUCCUUAAGGGGAAAUGCAAAACAGGUCAUUCUUUUUAAAUUCAAGUUAGAAAAAUAUGAGGUAAAAGUUCUGAAAAGAAAUGAAACCUAAAUGGAAUGGGUUUAAUACUUAAAAUACCUGUUUAUUCAAUUUCUAAUUUAAAUAUGUGUCAAGUUUUCCAUUGGAUUCUUUUUAUUCUGAUUUAUUGUAAAAACCACAUGAGAAUGCUAGAAACAUCAGAGGAUUAUCUUUAAAGAUGCCUUUUUGUUUUUUCCGUUUAAUUUGAACCUUUAAAUUCUUCACUCUGACGUCAUUAGUGUCGGGUGAGUUUAAUAAGUACACUGAGAAUCUCUUAUUCCUCCUAUUCCUUUGAUGACCAAAGAGGUACAGUGGGAGUCAUCCAUCUUAUUCCUUGGAAAUGCAGUCCUUCAAAAGAAAAAAAAUCUCUGAAGUUUCCGUUUCCUGCCUUCUGUCCAUUUACUGCCUGUAAUUUCCAAGAAGAGGUGGGUGUAGAAACACAUGGGCAAAUAGGAUGGCGAAGUAAUACUUAAAAAGAUGAAAACGUGUCCAAAACAAAUCCUGGUUUUCCCUUCAGAAUUGGCCAUUUAAAAUACUUUCUGUGAAUUGAGCUUGUAGUGCUAAUUUGCAGUUCUGCCCGUUUCUCAUGGACAGUGACAAAACUAUAUGGAGACUGAGUUGUCGCCUUAGUAGGAAAGGGUACACAAGUGGGAAAAUAGAUAUAAAAUGCAUUUAAAUGUGAUAUUUGUUUACAAAAAUAAGACUUGCUAAAUCUAGAAUAAUUUUGAAUAGGAGGCUAUUGUUUUUAUAUUGUGUAAUAACUAGCUUACUCUGAAGAGAGCUUGGUCAAACAAUAAAAUAUAUUGUUACUAAC